Messenger RNA from Zootoca vivipara (common lizard), 17533 nucleotides. NCBI's taxonomy places the organism in Eukaryota, Metazoa, Chordata, Lepidosauria, Squamata, Lacertidae. The record is from RefSeq and is a predicted model, not a curated record.
GAAUUUUACUGCCUGGUGAUAACCUUUACAGAACAACCUGAAGGAAGUGAUGGUGAUUAUUAUGAAUUAUAGUGAUACAGAGGUAAAACACAGGAUUCAGACAUUUCCUAGGAGCCCAUGGAGAGGAAGACAUCUGGAUGUCUAAUUGCGAUGUCACGCAGUGGCCCAAGUCUCCCCAGAAGUCAUAGACUGGUCUAAGUCCUACUUCAGGGAAGGCUUUUUGAGAUAAAGGAGUGUAUAUAAUAUAAACACACACAUAUCUCAAUAAAAGACAAAGUGUGGGAGCAAAGAGAAGGAAACAAAAGUGUCAAAGCCUAAAACUGGUGUGGGUGGGAAUGAGAAAAAAUUGAGUGGAAGUGAAGAGAAAGAGGAACAGAGCAGAAAAAGAUUGAGUCAAAGAAGAAUGUAUUAAAAAGGGGGGGGGAGAGAAUAGAAGAGAAAAUAAAUAAUUAUAGUUUGUUAAGUGAGAGGAUUGAUUCUAUGGGAAGUGGAUGUGUUAACCAGGACCACAUAGGAAUGCAUGAGUUGGGUAACAUUUUUCUUCCUGACCUCCUAAGCAAAUCACAAGACCAAUUUUUAAGCAGUCAGUCAUAACUGGGUGCUCAGGUUUUGCACCCCGAUGAAAAAGUAGACUGCAGAUCAAAAGUAUUGACUAAUCUCUCUGUAGUAGGAAGUGUUCAGUUAUUUUCUCCAGUCAUGAUCAUAGCUGCCAAGUUUUCCCUUUUCUCGCGAGGAAGCCUAUUCAGCAUAAGGGAAAAUCCCUUUAAAAAAGGGAUAACUUGGCAGCUAUGGUCAUGAUAUGAAGUUUGCCUCAAAAUCUGAUCUAAACCUAAAACAAACAAGAAAAUACAUCAUGUUGCCAUGUCAUAUCCUUGCCAUUCGGCUACAUUUUUUAGCCAGCCUAUUCUGACUUGGGCUACCCCCAUUUCUAACUGUGACAACUUAGGUUCUUAACUAUUAGAUUUUUGUCUGUACAGCUUGUCUUCUCUAGGCAUGGUUCUGAGGUUUUCUCACUGGAAAAACUUUCAUGGGGCAGAAAGAGACUAUAAUAACAAAGUUGUCACGGAUGAUAAACCGCUUCACACACAGUUCCUCAAGGGUAUAAUUACUUUCAAUCGCCAUCCCAUUCCUAUUAUUUUGUAUUCUUUAACCUUUAUAUAACCAGCAGCAUUAAACCAUUUUCGGUCAGUAGUCUGAACUUUGUUCAUUGGUUUGAAGAAUUGAUGGAUACUGUUACAUUGUAGACUCAUGGUAUUUAGCAAGUGACAUAUUUGUGCUCUGUAAUACUAACUAAGGUAGAAAAUAGAUUUCUGCAUAGUUUCUUCUGUAGGACUUGGAAUGUAUUUCUGAUCCCAAAUCCCAUCUUGUCUAUGCUGUUUACUGAAGCCUAAAGAAAAAGAUGUGAGUGUGCAUUGCCACACAGUGGCCUUGGUGUUAUUAAGGAGCUGAUACAAGUCCUCCUGUCUGUGGAAUGGCAUUUAGCAAAUGCAAGGAAUGCUAAAUGGCAGAUUCAAAAGGAAUUUUGCAGGCAUUGCUACACUGUGAAAUGAAGAAAAGUUAUAUGUUUGGCUCCAGGAAUAGUCUGCAGGCACAUAAUGCCUAUCCACAGUCAAGCAGUUCUUGCCCUGUGAGCUGCCUGGAUGAGAGACUGCUUGAAAGCCAUAAGUAAGUCACCCUUUAGAAAAGGUAAAGGUAAAGGGACUCCUGACCAUUAGGUCCAGUUGUGACCGAUUCUGGAGUUGCGGCGCUCAUCUCACAUUAUUGGCCGAGGGAGCCGGCAUACAGCUUCCAGGUCAUGUGGCCAACAUGACAAAACCGCUUCUGGUGAACCAGAGCAGCACACGAAAACACCAUUUACCUUCCCGCUGUAGCGGUACCUAUUUAUCUACUUGCACUUUGACGUGCUUUCGAACUGCUAGGUUGGCAGGAGCUGGGACCGAGCAACGGGAGCUCACCCCAUCACGGGGAUUCGAACCGCUGACCUUCUGAUCGGCAAGCCCUAGGCUCUGUGGUUUAACCCACCCGAAAAGGAGAAAGUAUCCGAAAAGGAGCAGGGUAUAAAUGCAAUAAAUAAGCAAUUAACAUGUUUACUUGCCCUCAAUAUAUCAUGCAUUAUAUACAAGCUGCCAGAUGGACGUUUCUGCAAAUAAUUUUUUUUAUCUACUGAUAAAAAGCAACAGACGGGAAUAAUGGUGUCCAUUUCUAACUCUUAUGAGUUAAUCUAUACUAAGAACUGUGAAAAAUCAGCAGUUGUCUUUGCAAAGUAGAGACAUAAUGUAGCUAGAAAAUUUGCCUAAACACACAAACAACUGUCAGAAACUGCAUAUGGUGUCAUCAGCAUGCACAUACCUAUUAAUUUACCUAUCUAUUUACUUAACAUUCUUGCAGUACUGAGGACAGCAAUACAGCCUACAGGAAAUUAUGGUGGAGACGGUAAAGGAAAGCUGACUGUAGAAAAGUAUCAUGAUGUGUUAUGGGAAACCAAACAUUCAUGGAUUUCUGUUGCUAGUCAAAUGCAUUAAGGUUAGCAGUGACAUGAACAAAAUCUUUGAUGCCUUGUCGUUCUGGAUGCAUUCAGAAAUGAAAUAAAACAGCUAAACUGGCAUUACUUACUCAGCUUUAAGUUCUAGUAAGAGAGAAGGGUACUGAAAACAAGGUAGGGAAUGUGGACCAAAAAAUUACUGGAUGGCUUCAUAACCUUUUCCUGAUUUGUGGAAGAAGGAUUGCAGAAUUCAGUCGUGCCAAGAUCACCAUGAUAUAAAAAGUAAAAGUAAAACCUCCAACAACUUCUACUAUUGUCCCUUGAUGGAAGCACUUGCAAGUCUUCAUCUCAAAAGGUGGUUGCAUUUGUACAUCAUGGAAGGAACAGGUAUUGGAUGCUAGACAAAGGCCAGGGGAUUCUCAGAUUUGUAUAGGUCAAAGAUGUGUGGCCCUUCAGAUAUUGCUGGACUAUAACUCCCCUAAUCCCCGACCUUAGGCUAUGCUAAUUGAGGAUGAUGUAAAUUGGAAUGCAUAGCAUUAGGAGGGAAGGCCAGAGGAGUGGCUGCAGCUCUGUCUCCUAUAAUAGCUGGUUCCUCCCUCAGAGUGAAGCUGUAAUCAGAAAUAAAAGCUGCCAGUCAGGAACAUGGUUAUCUGAGGACAUACGGUAUCUUUAUAAAACCUUCUGGUGCUUCUGCUUUGACUACUAUAGGCAGUUGUGGAAGAUGAUCCUCUAAGAACAAGAAUGGUGUAACAUAGAAUUAUGAGACACCAAGCAACUCUGCUGCAUACUGACAGCCAAAAUAGAAAGUAGUUUAGCCUAACCUGACUACAGAGAAAAUAGCUUUAUUAUGUAAAAUAUGGAAAUACAACAAGACUAAAGUGACUAGGAAGAUGGAGUCUCAUGUUAGUGAAGAAAGCAGCUCUAGAAUGUUUUGCUUCUCCUCAUGAAAAAUACUAGGAAUAUAUUCUCUUCUUCAGCUCAGUUUUCAGUAAUAUGUUGAACAGUUGGGUUUUAUGUCGGCAAAAUGGAAAUCUAGUUUGAAACCAAUGCUAGCCUGCAAUUAUAAAAUUAUAGCUCAUCCUUUACAAAUCAUUAUCUUAAUGCAAAUGCCUUUUGCUUUAAAAUGUUAUGAGUAGGACUUCACUGAACUUUAGGCUCUAAUUUAUCUAUACAAAAAAUACAGACAUCUCUGUAUUUUCAAGGCCGUACUAAGCCAAGCAACACCACAAAGAACAAGAUAUAUUAUUAUUAUUAUUAUUAUUAUUAUUAUUAUUAUUAAAGCAAGUAACAUUGGUUGAUUAGAUUUCUGGCAGGCUUUUGUGUUAUUUGGAGGUCUGGGGAAAUUUCCCAUAUGGAUUAACCAAUUCAUUAUAAAUCUUGGGAUAAAGUGUUCAUUGGAUUCCUAAUACAUGCCCAGAGUGUAUAAACCCUAGAAACAUGGGGAACAAUGUUCCUCUUCUUAAGAAGUGGUUUCUUGUGGUUUUUGUUUGUUUGUAGAUAGUGAAGGUUUUCAAAUAUAGACACUGUGAAAGUUCAACAUUAAGACACUUCUUUUUGGAAGCUAAUUGUUCAUAGGUUCAAAUUCAUUUUGUAACCUCAGCAAAGAAAAAGAAUGAAUUUGUGAUUUUAACCAUUCUUUCCCUCCUCUGUGUGUGGCAAAAAACACAGACCAGCAUUGUGUCACUCUGUCCCUAUCUGCAUUCCCCCCCCCCCAACCAUUGGAAGGUCAUGUACAAUGAAACUUAACUGCCAUGUUUUCUUACUCCCCAGCCCCCGGUGACCUAAACCCUUCAUGGAUUUUUUUGAGGCAUGUAUUUCAGAUAUCCCCUGAAUCUGCAUACAUAGAUGGCUGGGUCUCUAACUCGUGCAAAGCCUGUAGAUUCCAAAGAGGCAUGGACCUUGUUUUGAGUGGCAUGUGGGCUAAAAGCAUCUUGGUCAUAUUUUAUUUUAUCAUCUGGACUUCCUAUUCUUAAUGCUGACCCUAAACUGUAGCAUUCUGGUCUUAGAUAAUUUCAUCUAAUGUAUGAAGCACAGACAGACCUAACCAAAGCCAAUUAAAAUUUUUACCCCCUUUUUUUUGGGGUGUCAGUUCUCACAAUGAGAUAAUAUAUUUACCAGAACUUGAGUUGUUACUAUUGAAUACUAUUUCCAGUGGAUAAAAUCCCUUUCUUUGGCAACAGGAAGUGAAUCAACAAUUCUCAUAGUUCAGUAAAAAUGUUGUAACAGUACUAAGAAAACUACAGAAUACAAGGUUGGACCAGUGCUGUUAAAACAUAUAUGGUUUAUGAGCCCAGCCUGGCCCACGAAGGAUAUUCUGUCCAUUCUACAGCUGAUUAAAGCGAAUGCCAUUGUAGAAGAAGGAAAGAGGACCCCUUCCUAACAGUUUUAUUAAAAUCAGUUGUCACUUUUUUAUGCACCUAGUGCUGGUGAAGAAAAUACAUUCUUUGCCUGCUGAAAGGCACUUCCUUUUCCCAGUCCCUAGGCAUUUGUUUAGUGAUGAGUUCAACCCCCAACUCACAUUAGUGGACAGAUAUUUGGUGGAGAUAAAAAUAUAUAUGAACAGUUACAGAAAAAUGAAAAUUUAAAUAUAGGAAUAGGAAAUUUAGAGAAAUGGGAAAUAGGGCUUACACCCAGAUAAGUGGGAUUAUGAUUGCAACAAAAGAGAGGAGAUAUUUGAAUUGCAUUUCACUUUCAGAAAAAUAGUCUUCUGAUUGAAAUAUUUAUCUCCCUUGUCUUAUGGCUUAAAAGCAGCUUUGUUCAACCUGAACUGAUGGAGAGGAUGUUGGAUUUUAAGCACACUUUGGUGCAUAUUUAUUCUUUUUGAGACGGUUCAUCUUUCUUAAUCUUCAGAACAGAAGGGAAGAUCUGUUUAUUAGAAGAGGUGCAACUGAAGCAAGGAAUAAAAAACCAGGAUGGAAUUUACUGUCUUCUAUUAAACUGUCACCUUUCUUUGUAUCUAUGACCUGGGCCCCUCCAUUACAAAUGGGUUUGGAGCUGAAAAAAAGCCUAAUUGCAAUGCAAGGAAGUGUCCAAAGUCCCAAAUCUGAUUGAGAUUUAAGGGAAUACAGUCUUCUUUAGGCAGUAGAUCCUUAUAAGUGGAUCUGAAGGAAACCCCGUUUUCUCAGCCUUGAGAUAAAAGGGGGCUUUUCAUAAAUUACAACUUAUUUAUGUAUCUGUUGUAGUUUUUAAAAUACAGUAUGUUGUAUCUCGAUUAAUCUAUUAUCUUGCUUUGCUACCUACACAGGAGCAUUUGCUGUUUAACUAGUAUAUAGAUUGAGCUUGCAACUGUGACAGCUACGGUAUAUCCUCCACCACUUCAGUGUACUUGAGUCAUUUUGUAGUUUUGGGCUAGAAAACUGGCCGUUCAAGUACUGUAAGUGGUUUUGCAGAUGAUGAAAUAGAAAAAAAAUGUUUUUAAAACUGUUCCUAAAGAUGCAGAGUGUUUUAUACCCCUCACGUUGCUUGUCUGCUGUGAAGCUCUUCAUCUCUCUUUCAGCAGUAUUAUUCCGAAGGCGUUCUUCUGGCCACAGAGUGCAUCUUCCUCUCUCGGUUUUCUGUUUUCCCCACCUGCCCGCUAGCAAACUGCCCGCCUUUCACUUUCUGCCUCCUGCGUCCUAGCUGUGGCCAGGAGAGUUAGUUAGGUGCUCUACUGCUCUCGUCUGCUGGAGCUUUAUGCGCGCGGCUUCCAUCCUCGCUGGCUUUCCCUUAAUCUGUCGUUCGAUGGUGGAGUAGUUUUGCCUGGACCCGUACCCUGAUCGCUUCGUGGGUUUUGCUGCAAUCUCUCUGGGCCUGUGGAUUCCUCCUGGUUCGGCUGGGCCGGCUUCUCUUGGGUUGACUCGGCGCUCGACUACUCCACCUGAUCGCACUCAGUUGGAGUCUCGGCGCUCCGCCGCCCCGCCUGGCUGCCGCCCCGCAUGUGCCGGACCCAAGAUGGCGGCCUCCACCCCCUCGCAGCCCAAAGCGACAAAAGCGGUGGCGGCGCCGCGGCCCCGAGAGGAUGAAGCAAGCGCGGGUCCUCCGCCCGAGGCCGUUAUGGCUUCUGAGGAAGAAGAAGAGAUGGUCACUGCAGAGAUGGGGUCACCACCCCUCCAGAAGAAAAGUUCUCUGGCUGGGUCAUUAGACCAUAUACCUAACAGAAUAGGAAGCUCACUCUCUCCUGAACCUUCUAGCAAUAAGGCAGAUUCCCAGGAUUCCAAAACACCAAACCUCACAACAUGUGAGGUCUGUGGCAUCUGCUUCGAGACCCGCAAGGGCUUGUCCAGCCAUGCCCGUUCUCACUUACGUCAGCUCGGUGUGGCUGAGUCUGAGAGCAGCGGAGCCCCCAUCGACUUGCUCUAUGAACUGAUGAAGCAGAAGGGCAAAGUGGACAGUGGCCCCAUCUCUCCAAGUCUUAGCAAAAAAUCUGCUUCUCCCAAAGAAGGGACUGCAGGGUCCUCACAGCCAACAUUGCUGCCUCUCAACAAAGCUACGGAACGGCCGCAAGAGGCACCUAUAAACAAAGCAAUCAAAUGCCCUCCAGGUUUCACCCCCAAGAAUGUUGCCCAGCCAGGAUCUCCCAUACUCAAGAAAGUGACACCUGCUCUGCCUGGUUCUCCUCUGCCAAAGACCCCCGAAGACAAAAGCCCCAAGCUACCGCUGAGCCCUCUGCAGAGUUCUCCUAAAGCACAGUGGUCACAACCGGAGGAAGAAGGCCCCUUAAAUCUAACUGUAGAUAGUGACUCGGGCAGAGAAAUUGACUGCCAGUUAUGUGGUGCCUGGUUUGAAACCAGAAAAGGGCUGUCGAGUCACGCUAGAGCCCACCUGAGACACCUGGGAGUGAGCGAUCCAGAUGCUAAAGGAUCUCCUAUUGAUGUUUUAAAUGAUCUCAUCAAAAGCGAAGACUUCAAAGGCCUCCCUCCCUCUCUCCUCCAUAGUGAGAGAGAAACAUUAGGGGAGACUGGGAGCUCUGAUGGACCCAGCCCAAAGAGCACAGCUACAGCAGCGCCUGCCACAGGCAUGAAACAAGCACACGCACCAAGGCCUUUGGGCAAACAGCCAUCUGUACUCUCACCUCACUCCCCUCCGCCAUCCAAGAAGUUGAAGCCACAUGGCCACAGGCUGUCAGCUGCGGCCAGCCUGCAAAGGAAACAGGGUCUUUCUUCCAGUGCGUAUUGGGCAGCAGAUGCUGAGAUGGCUCCACUCAAUCUCUCCUCUGGAGCAGAACCUGUGCGGGAUAUCAGGUGUGAGUUCUGCGGUGAAUAUUUUGAGAACCGGAAAGGGCUCUCCAGCCAUGCCAGGUCGCACCUUCGUCAGAUGGGGGUAACUGAGUGGUAUGUGAAUGGCUCUCCCAUCGACACCCUCCGAGAAAUCCUAAAAAGGCGAGCUCAGCCUCGGACCAGUACCUCCAACUCCCCAGCACAGGGUCAGAAAUCACUUGCUCCAUCUGUUCUUGGGGGCUCCCUGGAGUCACGCGGUCCAGGGGAGAGCCAUGUGCCUCCCAUGCCUAAGAAGUCACAGCAGCCAGGGAGCCCUUUGGGGCACUCUCCUACCUCUUCUCCCCCAACUGCUAGAAAAAUCUUCCCUGGGCUUUCUUCUCCCUCUUUGCACAAGAAACUGAAACAAGAUCAGCUGCGUAUGGAAAUCAAGCGGGAAAUGAUGUCUGGGGGACUUCAUAAUGAUUCACAUCUAUCUGAUAGAGCUUGGUCACCACGGGAGGAGAUGUCCCCACUCAAUCUCUCCUCUCGUGCUGACCCCGUGCGGGAUAUUCGGUGUGAGUUUUGUGGUGAGUUUUUUGAGAACCGGAAGGGGCUCUCCAGCCAUGCCAGAUCUCACUUGCGCCAGAUGGGAGUAACUGAAUGGUCAGUCAAUGGCUCCCCCAUCGACACGCUACGAGAAAUCAUAAAGAAAAAGAACAAGCCGUGCUUGAUAAAGAAAGAGCCAAGCACAAUGAGCAUUGAGCUUCCACAGCCCAUGGGGGAGGAUGGAGCUGAUCCUAAAUCCCCUGGGAAAAUGCUGCAACCCAUGGCUUUGUCCCCACUGGGCGGGAGGACUGGGAAACCACACCUUGGUCGGGAGGUUAGUCUAUCACCACUCAAGUCACCAGAGGGCUUCUUGGCACCACUCUCCACUAAGCGCCCACUGCCAGAUGAGCGGCUGAGCGGCCACAGUGAAUUGAAGCAGAAAACCUACAUCCAGACGGAAUUGCCAUUCAAAGCCAAGCAUGUGCACGACAAGCCCACUCAUACAUCCACCGAAGCCUGCUGUGAACUGUGUGGCCUCUACUUUGAGAACCGCAAGGCACUGGCCAGCCAUGCUCGCGCACACCUCAGGCAGUUUGGAGUGACUGAAUGGUGUGUGAACGGCUCCCCAAUCGAGACUUUGAGUGAGUGGAUCAAGCAUCGUCCCCAGAAAGCCGGAGCCUAUCGCAGCUACAUCCAAGGUGGGCGGCCCUUCACCAAAAAGUUCCGCAAUGCAUCUCACGUGCGCGACAACGAUGCUUCCGGGAAGAGGGCUCCUCUGAGCCUGCAGGCAGGCAGCCCUCCACUGGCGAACAGAAACCUCGGUGGGGAGAUAGUGCCCAGUGAGCCUAGCAAAGCUGUGGAUGGUGGCAGUGGCAGUGGCCUCAAUGGUGGUGAUCGACCUGCAGUCACGUCACCUCUGUCGCUGGUAAAGAUGGAGGAGCAUCAGCAGCAUAACAUAAACAAGUUUGAACGAAGGCAGGCCAAGCCCGUUGAGGCUCCUCCACCUCGAGAAGAGGAGAUUGCUGAUCUGCAGCAGAAGGUUGAAGAUGUCCGCCAGCCACCUCCCAGAGUGAGACCUGUGCCCUCCUUGGUUCCUAGGCCACCACAGACCUCCUUGGUAAAGUUUGUGGGCAACAUCUACACGCUGAAGUGCAGGUUCUGCGAAGUGGAGUUCCAGGGGCCCCUCUCCAUCCAAGAGGAGUGGGUGCGGCACCUCCAGCGCCACAUCUUGGAGACUAACUUCUCCAAGGCUGAUGCUUUGCGAAGUGGGACCGAUGUGCCUGCGGAACCACCUGUAGCUGAGGCCCAGUAGCAAAGUUCUUAGGAAGCACCAGCAUUCCAGAGUUUCUCUCUUACCUUUCCAGAUGAACAAGAUUAAUGGUUAUCAGAAUGGGGGUGAAAGCAGUAUUUGACACACACCCCCUGUGCUCCACAGCUUUGCCCGCCUGUAGACUUAACUUGGAUUUUGGGUGGGGCAGAGAGUUCGCGGGAACAGUCCCAAAGUUUGAGCACUAAAUUAAUGAUGCUGUUUUUAAUGGAGAUGCUCCUUAUUGAUGGAAGUGGUAUUCCAAACUGGAGCUCGCUUUUAUCUGCACAAAAGUAAAACGGAAAUUUCCUUGUCCUUCCAGUGAAUGCAGGUUUCUCCAAAGACACACACUUGUUACAGGGAGGAAACAUGGACUUGCUCUGUUGCAGUUCAGGCUGUGAGAGAUGUGAUGGUGAGAAUUGUGAAUAUGAGGUUCUAGUGAAAGUUGUGAACAUGAGGAUUUGUUUGAGGUCAGACACAAGCAAGUUGGGAGGGUAGACACAGAGCACUUUGUUCUGUGGGGAAAGCUGUUGAUUCUGUAUGUGACUCUAGAGUUAAUGUAUGUUUGACUCCUUAGGUGACAAGUCCUUAGUUUCUGUAGAUGUUGGAUCCUGUUGUGCAUGUUCACAUUCCCUAACUGCGUAAUGGAGGGUCUCAGUCCCACCUGCAUUGAAGGGGAAAUCAUGGACUCUUUGACCCAUAUACAUUUCCCCUUUCCAUAAGUUCCCAAUGUCACUUGGUCAUCCCCAUCUGUUUCAUGUGGGACCCUGUAGGGAAUUCAGCUCUGCCACGUUAUGGCAAGGAGAUUUUGGCAAAGGAAUAUGGAUUUUUCCUGUCUUUAGCCUUGGGCUGAAGAAUGGGUAAUGAUGUCCCAUAGAUAACCUCUGCCUGAAAUCAGGGAUGACAUUUCCUUCUGGACAAGCAAGUCCUUUCCAAGGGUAUCUGAAGAGUUUGGACUUCUUGCGGGUGGAGGGCCUCUAUGUUUCUUCUUUUUAGCAAGCACUUGGUGCAGUUCCCAAACCAGCAACAGUAGGUCCUACUGGAAUUUCUGCUUUCCUGUUAUUUCUCACUGUUGCUGUCCUCGUCUCUCUUCAUAGAACCUCAACUUUUUAAACUCUAGUUUUGUGUAGAAAUAACAAGCAUUCAUUUUUAUUUGGAUCCCAGGCUGAGCAGAGUCUGGAGGCAAAUUACCUUUUAACUUUUUCAAUGGGCAUAUUCUGGUUAUUACUGUACCUAGGAAUAUGUAUAUUAGAUUAAACCUGUUCUGGAAACAAAAGGAGAAUCCUGAGUGUUGUGCUUUUCUGGUUGUGUACUUACGUGGAAGGUGGAGAAUGUGUUGUGGUUUCUAUAGAGAGGUGUCCCAAGCGCUGCCAGUGGAUGUGGAAGCUGUUUCUUGGAGAAACCUUAGGCUCUAUCACCCCAGGAUAAACUGAAACUAGCAGACUCACUGUCUUGGUAAGAUGUACUGUAAAAGUGUAUUGGUGAAAGAUAAGCUUUUUAAAAAAUUGCUUUAAUUUCCCCUAUGUUGAAUGUAUUUCCCACAUCUCACCACGUCUCUGGCAAUACAGUCUGAGCCCCAACCCAUACAGGACUUACGUAGAACAGAUACUGAAAUCCUUAUAUCAAAGUGUGUCACCACUGUUGCAGGCGCCUAUUCUGCCAUGUACAACUUCUUCCUCUGUUUCUGAUUUUUAAAACAAUUUCUUUUUAUAUGCUUUGGUCUCCCAUAGCAGGCUGAGCAGCAGUCAUAUUAUGAAACCAAAGUCACAACUCUUAAGUUUUUUUUAUUCAGCACCUAUAAUACAGAAGAAUGUCCCAGCGUAAGACAGGAUAACAGCAUCACCAUAUGUCGCACUGGGUUCCUCUUAGACCAAAGCAGGGUUUUAAACCUUGAUUUCAGUCCAGGUAUUCAGUAUGUAAAGGUAUUCCUCACCAUAUCUAACUGGGCCAGUUUCCAGAGCAGGGACUAGUAUGACAAUAUAGUUCCAAAUAUUAUAUAACUCCCUGUGCUAAGAGUUGCCUUCCCAAAACUGUGUGUGAAGGGUGUUACUACACCUGUCACUACUUUAAAUUAAGGGGUAGCAAUAGCACCAUAGCUUUCCAGCUUCAUUCUGACUGUCCUGAAAAAUGGAAGGAGAAGUGGGUAGCACAGUGUGCCUUGCAUGCAACCAUCCCUAUUGCUUUCUUUUAAUCAAAGGCCAUGAAGGAUGCAUGCAUGGUUGAUUCUGCCUUGUUUCCAUUCCCUCUCCCAUUCAAGUUGUGUUCUUCAUUAUCAUAUCUGAUUGAAAAGUAUUCCAUGAUAGUGGUAGCAGGGAAAUGCUGCUUGACAACUUCCAUGUGCCAGACACUAUCUAUGUUCCCCCUGUCUAUUAACUACCAGGAAAGCAUUACACUUCUGCUCUUCUUUGUACAGUGGCUUUCGCUUCUAAGUGCAUUAAAGGCAACUGAAAGCCUCUAGCUUAAAUAAUUGGCUGCUUGAUUCAAAUCAAUAUCCAGCUCUCCCUUAACCCCUUUGGAUUGUCAGGACAGAGUGCUGCAGUGACCUUAGUCACCUCAACAGACAAAUUCGCUUCUAAGGCAGUCUACUGACUGCUUCCAUUAGCCAUCUUGUCUCCUGACCAGGCUGCGUAGUACACCUGUAUCCUCCACCCCCUCCUGAUCUGAGAUACCGUCCCUCCUGCAUACAACUCCUGAUCUUAAACAUUGUGAAAUUUAUUCAGAGUUCCCUUUAUGAUUGGACCCUUGGUGUGUUAAGUUCAUGUCUCAUCUCAAGUUACUUAGCCUUCCUUAAAGUUCUUCAUUGUCAUUCGCUUCCCAACUCUGAGCCUUACCUUCAGCAUUGUAGCCUCAGGCCUCCCUGUUCCUCAGAUUCCUUGUAUCUUGGGACUUCUGCUACCACCUGUCUCCAAGAGAGGUUCUACUCUCCUCCAAACUGACAACAUUCCCCUUCCUCACAGAAGUAGCAAUGCUAGCUGUUUGGUUCCUUGAACAACUGGAAUUGUAUGCCGCCAAUCAACCCAACCAAUCAAUGCCAGAGGUUUCACUGCCUAAAGCACAAUAUAAUCAGUUUGGUUAAACAGUUGCAGUUUUUUAAAUCUACUGAUAGGUUCCCCAGUAAAUUGGUUAGCAGACUGUGAGGGGGAAAGUGAUACAGUACUUUUAAUAAUUUGCUUAGAACUGCAGGCAGCAAGCACCAUUUUAUAAGAAGCAUUCUCCAUUAUGACCAGAAAGAAUGCUGUUUUUAAGAUGUUUGAUAUCAUGUAUGUGUGCAUCAUCUUUAAAACAAAGCAUGUCUUUUGCUUCAGGGAUAUUGUUUUUACAAAUAUGCAAAUUUUCAUUACUUGAUUUAAUCAAGUAAAACUUGUAUAGCCAAUUAAAGGUAAAGGGACCCCUGACCAUUAGGUCCAGUUGCGGACGACUCUGGGGUUGUGGCACUCAUCUCAUUCUAUAGGCCGAGGGAGCCAGCGUAGACAGCUUCCAGGUCAUGUGGCCAGCAUGACUAAGCCGCUUGUGGUGAACCAGAGCAAUGCACGGAAACACCGUUUACCUUCCCACCGGAAGGUAUCUACUUGCCUAUUUAUCUACUUGCACUUUUUGGCGUGCUUUCGAACUGCUAGGUUGGCAGGAGCUGGGACCGAACAAUGAGAGUUCACCCCAUUGCGGGGAUUCGAACCGCCAACCUUCUGAUCGGCAAGCUCUAGGCUCUGGUUCAACCCACAGCACUACCCAUGUCCCUGUAUAGCCAAUUAGUUUACAUUUAUUUAAUUGGGUUGCAUUUGCAACUUUGGAAUCUUUCGAAUUGAUUCCUCCCUUUUGCCAGUCAUAGCUGCCAGGUUUUCCCUUUUCUCGCGAGGAAGCCUAUUCAGCAUAAGGGAAAAUCCCUUUAAAAAAGGGAUAACUUGGCAGCUAUGUUGCCAGUACUCUUGAUAUUCUUUUUUUGGAGUUGAGCCAACUACGUGUUCCUUUGAAAGGGCCUGCCUCACUAAUAAAGUUUGAUGUUCCAGUAGGAAAAGAUCUUAUUCCUGUUAGAGGGUGGGUGGUUUUUUUUGGUAAUUAUUAUACAAGCUGCCCUUUAUUAUGUUUGCUCCAAGAGGCAUUGCAUUCAACCUUUUAUCAAAUUAUCUGUAGAUGGGAAUAAAACUCUUGAAUUCCUUAUCUUAAAGGGGCAAAGCCCAUGAAUUAUGCAUAUAUAAAUAGCUGAGAAGAGAGAUCACAGGGAAAUAUGGAAUUUUCCGUGAGACAGUUCAGGACCACAAUUUUUUCUGAAAAGGCUGUCUGCGCUACUUACAGGGGGGGGGGGGCACAGAAGUUACAGCCUUAUGUUUGUUUAGCCAGGGAGCAUUAUGCUCAUUCAGUCCUUGCAAUCAGAUACUGAUAUAGCCUGUUUCAGACCAUUUCCAAUGGGCCUUUAAUAACAAUUUCACCCUCAAUUGCACCAUAAAAUGUUGGUCAUGAUGUUUCCAAUUUCUUCAAUUUUCAAACAAAGGAACAAUAAUAGGAAACUGACCAUCUAGCUCAGUAGUGUUUUCUACAAGGAGAAACUUGGAACCUUUUGCAGGCAAAACAGAUGUUCUACCACAAGCUAACUUUGUGAUACAAAUGUGUUUUUUCUCAUCUUGUUAAAUGAAGUAAAAACAAGGGUGUUAACUGAGGUAGAGUCGUAUGUACCAGUUCAUGCGACAUUGUGCCACGGUAGGAGACAAUGUUAAUAUCACACUCUAGCAACUUACAUGAUUAACUAUACUUGGAAAUCAAACUCCUUAAUGAGUCUAUGAGAAGGUUUUGGUUUUUUUUGCUAAGGCUUGUACUUUAUUAGAAAUCUGAGAAUAUCCCUUCCCAAAUGUCCUGAUGGAGAUAAAGAUCUUCAAUGAGCCCUUAGCUUAAGAUAAGAUAAAGAUCUUCAAUGAGCCCUUAGCUUAGCCCUCUUCAACACUAAAGGACCCACAUACUAGAAGAUACUAAAAGAUUCACAAUAGCACUAGAGAACUAAGUAUGGCUUACAGUGCAUAGCAAGCUACUGUACAGUGGUACCUCGGUUUAUGAAUGUAAUCCGUUCCUGAAGUCCAUUCUUAAACUGAGGCGUGCUUUUCCUAAUGAGGCCUCCUACUGCCAGCUCUGUUCUUCUUUGGGUGCAGGAAAUUUCAUCAAGGAUGCCAGACUUCUGGAACAGUAGAGUACUUCACCUGGGAGAAAAAUUCCUUGUAGGCUGAAGCUAGAGGCUCGUAGACACAAUACUGUACAAAUUUCUGCCAUAAUCUACAUUAAUGGAAUAAAAGAUAUACGUAAACCAAGGGACAAGGAAUGACUUGCUUUGUCUACUCCCCUGGAGUCAGGACAUUAUGGCAUUUGCAGCAGCUCUGAGACCCUGCAGGAGAAAGAUGAAACAAACCUAUGUUCAUACUAAUGGAGCCACGAGUGGGAGAUCUUGCAAUAGCUUAAACAUAGGCCAAUUUGCUUUUAAAGCGUUAUGAAUUACUAUUUUAUUCACCACACCAAGGACAAUAUAAGUGUUGAGUGAAUGAAAUAGUUUCAAACAAUUUAAGGCUAUGCAUGAAUUUGUUAGUUCACUGUUGAUACUUGGCUGUACAGAAGAGGAUGAAGUUGGGUUUUGUAGAAAAGAGUUGAAAUUGGCACAGUUGAAAAGAGUUGAAAUUGGCACAGCCUACUAAGAUACAAGGUAUAGGUGCUAGCAUGCAUGAUUAGAAUUGUGUUCCAGCAGUGGUGCCAAUCUAGUAAUGUGAAACAAUUAUCAGAGUCUAGGCCGAAAGGAUUAAAGUCAGGAAAUCGGCCCUCAGAGGAAGCCGCAAGUAGACUGAUAAUGUAAGUAAAGCAGGAUUUCGUUUAGAAACAAAAUACCAGUAUCAGAGAGAUUGCUUCAUACUAUGGCUCAAGCCUAGAGCAUACUCAGAAGUUUAGGAUAAUAAGCAGGGCAUCCAACAGUUCAAAUCAUGCCAUGCCAACUAAUGGAUUCUUGGAAAGUCAUGAUCUAGAGUGUGUUACUUACCCAGGGUUGCUUAAUAGUGCCUACCAAAGUGCCUUUGCUAUGAGUAUUGGCAUCAUAUGGUAGAUGUUUGAUUCUUGCUCUCAGCGUUAUUCUAUAUGUGCAAGCUCGUAUGAAUGACAGACAUUGGUAAAAAUCUAUCAUCUUUUCAAUUUGUCCUGUAAGCAGAAUAACAAUUUAUUUUUGCCUGUGGCAACAUUCAUAAAUCAAAUUGUGUCAUCAAGCAGUUAUCCACUUUUUAGUUUAAUCUUUUGUCAGUUCCUCUAUUCUGACCUUCUGGUGUCCAAUUUUUGAGUUCAUGAAGCAAACCUAGUAACUAUAUUUUGAAUGUCUAAUCCAAGAAGCUGAGAUGGUUCCAGUACUAGCUAUGAAGCACCAAGCAUUUUCAAAAUCACCAUUUUCAAAUACGGUGGCAAAAAAGAACCCUCUCUGGUGUAGCUAAGUCCAUAGCAAUUUAGCUUUAGAUGUUUAUUAGCAAUUGGAAAUCCAGCUGUUACGCAAAUAUUACUUUUAAUUAUCAAAUAUUUAUGGGUUAGAAUCAUAGUGGUAGAGGAGUCCAUCUCUCUGUUCUUCAUAUUUCUCUGAAAAUUAAAAGACACUUUGCCAAGGGCUUAUGUUCAAGAUAAAGUACAGUACCGAUUGACUAGGUGUUGGUUCUUACUCAGAAUAAUCAGACAUGGUGUAAUAUAUACAUGAUCAAAGGUGAUAAGUGUUCAAAACACUUGGUUUCAGUAAUGUGGUAAUCUUGCAACAUAGGCUAAUAUUCAUAUAUUACAACUGUAGCUCUGAGGUGAAGCAAGAGCCAAGGAGUGAAUUCAUGGCUGAGGUGACAAACAACUGUGAUCUGGCAGCUUGCCGCUCACCACUUCAGGCAACUCACUUUCCAUUUGAAUCCUGUUCAAACCAGAAUCUAUUUUCAAAUGUUUUCUCUUCUAGAAAAGAAUACUGCAUUGCAGCAACCAUAACUUAAAAGUGUAAUGGGAUGGUGGCAAGAGGACUUUUACCUAACCUCUGAUACCAUCCUUCAUGGAAGAAACUGCCCAAGCAUUGUCUAUAUUCAAGGUGUUUGGUAUUCUGAACCUCAUCAGUGAAGAAGCACCAGCUUCCACGCUGGGGGGCAUUGGUUUGCAUAGCUCUGUAUUUUUACCACCUUUUCAGCAACUUUAGCCCUGCCUUCAAAGUUCACAUCCCCUGUUAGUGUAUGUCAGUUAAGUCCAGUUUGAUACGAUGUAAGUGGUUGCACUGGCUCCACCAGUUGCAUUGGUGAGCUGUCAAAUCAUCAUUAUUAUUAAGUUUGUGCGUGGGUGAGAGAGAAAUCUGACCUGAUCUUUCUUUCUUUCUAUUUACCGGUAGAAGAAUCCGUUUAUGUACUCGAUUGUACAUUGAUGUUUUUCAUUGAGAGGUGCUCAAUUGCUACAUCAAACUUUAAAUUUGGGGAAGCAGGCUACACCAUGGUGUUGUGCCCCCCCCCGCUCUGUCCCCCUCAUAAGGGACACACCGCCAUAGCAGUUCAGGCAACCGACACUCGUGCUGUCCUGCCCCCUCGGUAUUUUAAUUCUGAUGCCGCAGCUUGAAGACGUGGGGAGGGGAGACACUAUUCAUAACAAGGCCCUGUAAAAUGGCAGUCGUUGUGCCUCCUGAGCUUCCGUAGCCCGUCAGAUUCGGAAGAAGUUGAAUUCCUUCCAGUUUACAGUACAGUAUCUCGUUGAUUAUUCCCCCGUCCUCAGUCCACCUCCCUCCCCCGCGAGAUAGAGACGAACUAAGCUUCUCUCUUUCUGACCAAUAGGAGCAGCUGGUUGGUCCCGCCUCCUGAAAGGUGCGCAACAAGAGAAAGUGGACGCGCUGCAUACUUGGGGACAAUGAGUACAAAUUAGUGCCCGCCGUUGCACCGCUCCUCAUGAGUGAUAACCGCUUAGACCCAAUGACCUCUUGGAAAUCUCUAGCCGGUGCUGUUAUUCGCUGACGGAACAUGAUUGGCACUUGCAAUUGCCUUAUAGCUUAACCGAAGUGGUUCUGAUCGAUGC